AUGGGGCGGACUUCAACAAACAGUGCAAAGGAUUCCUGCCUCAAUCUGACAAGUCCUGAUUCCAACGUUUGGACCACAAAUAAUCUGCAAUACGGUUCGACUGGUUGGGAAGUCAAACCGUCCUCCCUGACGAUUUGGGACUUUCUAGCAGCGACGGAGACGCAACGGUCUGAGAACUUCGUUGGUAUCCAGUGGUACGCGAUGGAAAGGCAAAUUCUGCAAAUCAGUCUUAAUGCUAGCAGCUGGCUUGAUUUUGGAUGGAAGGCAGAUCUGAAUGAUACAGCCGUCCUCAAUGGCAAGACUGGCGUAUUACCAAGGUUAUCCGGAGUAGGGGUUUGUGAUAGUGUUCCGGGGGGUCUUUAUUCAUCGUUCCGCUCUGUUACCCUAGGUACGCCAGCAUCUACAGGGGAACAAGACGCCGCAAACAUCUACCCAUACAACGAAACGUCAGAAGCGGCUUUUUUGGCUAAUUUUCUCCUUGACGAAUCUAUCCCGCUCAGCCAGGGGAUUGUGCCGUAUAAUUCUACCAUUCGGCUUAACAACACCCUGAUUUCCCUCGAUGCCCCCUUUCUCGACAUCGCUUUCAACUGCCCAUCUUACACGGGCCCGAGCUUUUUCAACAGCCUCGGUAAUUGCGUGUGCUACAAGGGAAACCCUAUCUCAAUUGACCUACUAAACGACGAGAAGGCUAUCUGA
Messenger RNA from Xylaria bambusicola, 696 nucleotides. RefSeq lists its product as uncharacterized. The transcript has 2 exons. The record is from RefSeq and is a predicted model, not a curated record. Lineage: Eukaryota; Fungi; Ascomycota; Sordariomycetes; Xylariales; Xylariaceae. The coding region runs from base 1 to 696 and encodes 231 amino acids.